GGCCAGAGUUGUUAGCGCGUUCCUGGACUGCAGCCACAGAAAAGAACAAGAGCUCCUGACUCUUAUAAAAGAUUUCCCCGCACUAACUCUCCGUACACAGACCUGGCCCAGUCUGGCACGGCCCGGCGCCACGUUAUGGAGUUACUUUGGGUUCCCCUCUUGGGCUUAUGUUGCAGUUUGGCCUCCGCUGACCGACACACCGUCUUCUGGAACAGCUCAAAUCCCAAGUUUCAGAGUGAAGACUACACAGUCCAUGUGCGACUGAAUGAUUACUUAGACAUCAUCUGCCCACAUUAUGAGGAUGAGUCUGUGGCCCCAGAUGCCAUGGAGCGCUAUACGCUGUAUCUGGUGAAGCAUGAGGAAUACCAAUUGUGCCAGCCGAAAUCCAAGAAGGAACAGGUGCGAUGGCAGUGCAACCAGCCCAGUGCCCAGCAUGGUCCUGAGAAGCUAUCUGAGAAGUUCCAACGCUACACUCCCUUUACCCUGGGAAUGGAGUUUGAGGAGGGACACAGCUACUACUAUAUCUCCAAACCCAUCCAUCACCAUGGAGACCAGUGUCUGAAAUUGAAAGUGACUGUUGAUGGCAAAAUCACUCACAGCCCCCAGGUGGAUGCCAAUCUACAGAAUGAGAAUCGAUUUUCAGCAGAUGAUGCAAAUGUCCAGGUCCUGCAUAGCGUUGGAUACAGUGCUGCCCCUCGGACCUUUCCAAUCGCCUGGGUUGUGCUGCUUCUACCUCUCGUGCUGCUUCAUACCCCCUGAGGGUGGGCAUUAAACCCAGCUUUUGAGGACUAGGACUGGGCUGGGGAAGGAUGGGGUAAUGGCCCCUUUCCAAAGGAGAAAACUGGAAUCCUCUGCCCAAGGAACUCCGGCAUAGUACAAACCUGCCACCCUGGUGUCAUGGGUCAGUAUUAGGGGUGUCAGGAAAUAUUGGCAGUGCCAACUUGUUUCCUGCCCCCAUAGUUGGGAGGACACAGCUCUCUUCAUUCCUCCUGUUUUGCCAAAGAUCAAGAACCUGAAAUUAACCAAGGGCAGCUGCUCUUCUUAGAAGUGGGGAGCUUCUGGAUGGACCCUGGGCACGGAACAGUCAUUUCCUCCAUAGAAGACCCAGGUGUGGCCAAGACUCUAAAGGAGAAGGAGGAGAAAGAGAAACUGAGCUUUUCAUGUGGGAAGAUGGGGAGAAGGAAGCACUGGGUGUGUGCUCAGAGUCUGUCUUCCCUCCACACUCACAUACAUCUCCAUCUGUAAUGCCAUAUUGGCAGAAGAGGGGGGUUACAGCCUGGGCUCUCCUAAUUCAGAGCCAGAGUGAUGCCAGGCAGGCAAGAAGGGGCAGUGCCCCAACCUGUUCUGUGUAGAAGGGCAGUGCCCACUGUAUAUAUAUAUAUAUAUAUAUAUAUACGUUUGUAUGUAAAAUCUCUCCCUGGAGAGAUUUCUACAACUAAAGUUUGUUAUUGUCGUUUUUACACGUGCUUUUUGUCAGACUGAAAUUGUGUGUCAUGUUUUUUGGACUUCCCUCUGCCCCUUUGGUACACAGGUCAGAGCCCCUGCCAGGCUCCUUCUCUGUCCUCAUGGGACCACUCCUCCCCCAACCUGAAUGUUUAGGCGUCUCUCCUCUUCUGGGAGCAAUGUAGUAUUGAGGAAAGGACACUGGAUUUGGAAUUGGGUAGAAUCCGGAUCCUGGUUCUGUCACUUACUAGCUUGAUGGUUUUAGGAAAAUCAGUUAACCACUCUGGUCCUCAGUUUUCUCAUCUG
Messenger RNA from Dromiciops gliroides (monito del monte), 1749 nucleotides. It is a transcript of the gene EFNA1, whose product is annotated as ephrin A1. Bases 136 to 759 code for a protein of 207 amino acids. The record is from RefSeq and is a predicted model, not a curated record. Gene Ontology annotation, cellular component: plasma membrane. The transcript has 5 exons. NCBI's taxonomy places the organism in Eukaryota, Metazoa, Chordata, Mammalia, Microbiotheria, Microbiotheriidae. Gene Ontology annotation, biological process: ephrin receptor signaling pathway; axon guidance. Gene Ontology annotation, molecular function: ephrin receptor binding.